Gossypium arboreum is the source of this 777-nucleotide messenger RNA. RefSeq lists its product as uncharacterized. The record is from RefSeq and is a predicted model, not a curated record. Gene Ontology annotation, cellular component: mitochondrion. Lineage: Eukaryota; Viridiplantae; Streptophyta; Magnoliopsida; Malvales; Malvaceae. The transcript is spliced from 3 exons. Bases 82 to 357 code for a protein of 91 amino acids.
AUUUGGACUUCUUGACUAAUUUCCUUCGUGAUCCAUUAACACAGAAUUAAAAAAAAAAACUCGAGUGAGGAACCUCUGAAAAUGGCGUCCUCUUGGAAGGCAAUGUCUAGGUUAACGACUCGGUUACAGUCUUCAACUAGUAAGCUCAAUAAGUCUUCAUUCACUGUUCUUCAGUCCACAUCUCAUUCUUCAGCUACACGCAUUUAUCGCAUCUCAAGGCUUCCAUUGGAGCUGAGUAGUGUGGGAUCGAUGAUGCCGCUUCACAAUGCUAUAGCUUCGGCGCGAUUGAUAUCGAGCUUGGCUUCUGAGUCUCAAACUUGGAGUUUAGUUCCUCAAGGUAUUUCAUUGCCUUUAUGAUAGCCAUGUUUUGCAGAGAGUUUUUGGAGUGGAACAUGGGUAGUAGUGUUAACAUUUAAGCCUUUUUCUUUUUUACUGAUUUCUGAGGCACAAGAUUUUAUAGUUGAACCUGGUCUUUGAGGAACACUUCAAUUUGACAUUGAUUUUUGCUUUUGAGUUUGGUUCCUUUAGUCAAUGUUGCCUUUCUUCUUCUUCUUUUGCUUUCCCCUUAGUGUCUCUUAACGUGGAUGAACUUCACAUAAUCACCAUGAGUUCAUAACUUUGACAAGAGCUUAUCAGUUUUUUUGUUUUGCCCUUAUUUGUGUUAGAUUCAGCAACAAGCAAUUUCCCAUAGGAACUUUGAAGAUUCUUUCAUUUCCCUUUGACAUGUUUAAAGAUGUGUGUAUUACUAUCAACUUUUAGUUUGGAGAUGAUUUAAAA